GCAGUUGUGAUCUGAGAACAACAUCUUCCAGUAUGAAAGAAUCCUCAAUCUUAAGGUUAUCAAUAUUCAUCAUUUUCCACACUUCCCCAUUAUGAAAGAGUAAAGUUACUUAAGACUUAUUUAUCUACCUACUAUUAUCUUAUUUUGCCUAUAUCAAAUAAACAUGACCUAAAGUCCAUAAUUUAUUGCAUAAAAUUUGACUUUUUAAUUGUUCUAAUAUACAAAAUUAUUUCAUGUACCUUCUUGAAGGUUUGGGCAAAUGGUGGCGUGGCUACUAAAUAAACUGGAAUUUAAGCCAAUUAUAAACAAUAUGCAGUAUAUUCUGUGCAGAUAUUGGUGAAAUCACAUGUAGCAUAUUACCAAGUAACAAAUUAUCAACUGCAGGUAUUACUAAAAUUACCUUCUGAGCAGCACAGCUUACUGUAGAUGUGUAACAAUAGACUGGGACAACCCACGUUUAGUUUAAGUCUAACACAGAUUCAAUUAUGGGUCUCUCAUCUCACCUCGCCUCACCUCACCAGGAUUUAAGGAGAACAAAGUAAGGGAUGCCUCUCCCCUCCGGAGUUCCUUAGAUGAGAGGAAGUUUACAUGAAAAUUAUUUGGGUACUUAUGGAGUGCUGAUAAACCAUAUUUCCUAUUACAGCUUGAUUCAAAUGGCUGCCAUGACCUUCGUGGGAUGAUCAUUCCUUCAUCCAAAAUAUAUGAAAUUAAAUCGCAUUCAAACUAACACAAAUUAAAAGCACCAUAGCACCCUGAUACAAUAGAUGACUUUGAAUUAUAAAUUGCUUGUGUUUUAAUAGCAUGGGACAGCAUUAGAAAAUACAAUGUUCUGCCAAGACUGUCCAUAGCAAUUGUAUACGGUAUCCGCUAAGAAACAAACACGGCAUUCUGAUCACUCCGUAUCAAAUCGUCCCAGCGGGCCUUUCAAAAGAGACAAUUCACUUGAGCGGUUAACGGGACAUCUUCAAAUGCCUCAGCACGAUUCCUCCGAUCCGGCCCGCUCGCAGCCGGUUUGCCGCCCGCGUUAUCAGUUCCAGAGCCAACCGGAAGUUGCGAUUGAAGGCUAAGCGGCUCGAGCCCUUCGUAAAGCGGCGCCUCCCCCUCGAGUGGACUUUCGGAAUGGGCGGUGCCGGAAGUUAUGCCGUGGGAGGGGCGAGUUUCCGGCGCGAGGAAGGAUCCGUUGCUGGCCUCCGAGGGAUCGUCGGGCGUCUCGUCCCUCCUUCCGCGGUCAUGCUGCUCCUCCUGCUGCUCUGAGCCAUGGGCGCCAGCGGCUCCAAGUCUCGAGGCCUCUGGCUCUUUGGCUCGGGUGGGGCAGGCGGCUCCGAGAGGUCAACCGGCGAUCAGACGCUGGCAAGAGCUCGGGGACUCUGCUCGGCUACCCCCUUCGUCUUCACCCGCCGCGGCUCUAUGUAUUAUGAUGAGGAUGGUGACCUUGCACAUGAGUUUUAUGAAGAGACAAUAAUCACCAAGAAUGGGAGGAAGCGUGCCAAGCUCAAAAGAAUUCAUAAGAACCUGAUACCUCAGGGCAUGGUGAAACUGGAGCACCCCCGGAUUCAUGUGGACUUCCCUGUUAUCAUCUGUGAGGUCUGAGCCAAGAGAAAGUUACUGUGUGCUGUCAGUACAUCUUAUUUGCCCAGUUUUACUGCACCUCAUGUAAACCAUGCUAGGCAGCCACAUGUCCCUGCAGAGGAUGAAUUGGGGGCACGAACAGACAGCGGGCUUUGAUGCUUCUCUGCUUGGAGGCAGUGACAGCAACUGCGGCACUGGGCACCCUUCUGACUAUCGGGCAUAAUAUUGUCUAAGGAUGUAUAUUAGUGGGACCUGUGUCAGAUGGGAAGUCAGGCCUUGAUUAGGAGCCUACUCAAAAUUUCCUUCACUGAGUCAACUAGAACCUUUCUAACAGCUGCUCAUUGAUGCUUAGGGGGCGGCAGAUGUCAAAUGUCUUGCCACUAGAGGGCCAACUUGCACUUUUUUUGGGAACAGAUAUUCCGCGUGAUUACCCCAGUCAGCUUUUACAAAAGUUGAUAACUGACAUUUCAGCCUAUUUCUUCCAAGAUGAGUAAAGGUGAGCAGAAAACUUCUUACGCUUCUUUGUCCACUCUCCCGCUUACCUUAUAAGCAUAGGCCGAAAGACUUAAUACUCGACUAUAUCUUUGUGGAGGCAGGGAGAGUAAUGUUGCACUUAAUAAACUGUUCAGAACAGAAUCAUUUUUGAAGUGGUCGUAGGAAACAGACCAAUGAGUAGGUUGUCCUCUCUUUGUUAUAUUUCCCUUGGGAGUUGCACUAUUUCCUUUGCAGGUUUCAUCUUUUUGAACUUUGCAAGAUAGAAGGUGUGAAGUAACAUCUGGAUAUGAAGCUUUUCUGUUAAAGCACACCAAAUAGAUUACAUCCUUAGGAAGCAUUUGUCUUUCAAGAGGGCAUCCUUCCCUCACCUAGAGCCCUCCAAUAAAUGCUAGAGCACAGUGACUGUUAGGGCCAGUGAUUUUGCUAAGUGGAGCGGAUGAAAUUCAUGGUCCAGGACCUUCUCUGGAGAGCCCCAUGUCAGGAGAACAGACUUCUCUCUUCAUUCUUGUGGUAGAAUAACUUGUUCCCAUAUUGGUUUCCCAUGUUGCACAUGGUGAGCCUCCACCUACGGUCCUCCACGUGUUGCUGAAUUGCAGAUUCAAGCAUCCUCCGCCAUCGGCCAUGUUCUCUGGGAUUGCUGGAGAGCCAAAGGUUUCCCUCUCUUUCUUAGGUUAUACUGUCUCUACUAAGACCACUGGUCAAGAUGUUUGCCAUCUAAUUUGGCUUUGCCAUCUAAUUUGGCUUUUCCCCUUCAUCUCCCUCUGCCGUCAGAUAAUAACAAAAUCCUGUGAUCUUCCUUUGGCAGACUCCUUGGACUGGACCAAGUAGUGUCUGAUAGGGGGAGAAUGCAGCACACUUGAAAGGAGAGUUACAUCUUUUCUAUUUUGAAGGGCCUUACCCUUCUCCCUGAUGUAUGAAUGUGGAAUGUUUUGCUAUGGUACUGAUAGCUGAGCAAGUACUGGAGCAGUAUGCCUACCUCUUCAUCCCAGGCUUCUUGCUUUCAUGAUGUAGAGCUACCUGCUGCUGAGAGGUGAUCAGGCAAAUCCCAUUAAAGGCACUCUCAUGAAGAGGCUUUCAUAUGCAAUGUACAGCCAAACGAUCCUUGCCUGCCUGCCUGCCUUUUUACCCACCCAUUGGACUUGGUAUUAAGCUUUAAAACUGGAGUGUGGGUGGGUUCAUUGCACAUCAUAUUUCUUUCCCAGAGUGUGUCAUUGCCUUUCUGAGCACUUCAGGCAUUGCUACCUCAAUGUUCAGUAUAAUUAGCUUGUAAACAGUUGCAUCGCAAUAUUAAUAAGUUAAUGUGCAUCCUUUCAUCUCCGCCCAUGCAAAGAAAUCAUUUUUAAGCAUUAAAAGCCUAAGCAGAAGGGUCACCGACUGAAUACGGCAAUGCUGACAGAGGUCUACCUAUUCACUCUCUUAUCUUCGCUCCUCUUAGCUAAAAGUCUGUGUUACAUAUUUAGGAUUGAUACUUGGAGCAUAGUUCCCAUUUGUUUCCUCAGUUGCCACUGCUUUGCAUAAUCAGGUUAUAAGUUUACCAGUUGUAUGAUUACCUGUGAAUAGAAAGUGUACAAUCAGCCAACAUCCCCUUAUGUAGUGAAAUCUGAAUUUUGAUUCACUUUUAAAGUGAAUAAUGUGAUAAUCAGAAUCUGACAUUUCUGAUCUUUAUUAGGGAAGGAAAUGUCAUUGCAGUGAAACAAGAGCAUCCUGCGGAACGAGAUGAGUUUGCAAACUUGCUGGACCAACAAAUACUCCCAUAUCAGCAGGAUGGUCCAUAAUGAAUCAUAGGUUGUCAUCAAGGAGCUGAACUAUGCUACUUCUUGAGUAAUUGAACGGAAGGCUGCUUAUUAAGAAGCUUACCUCAAAAGUAGGUCGGAAGAAGCAGUUUGCUCAGUGUUGGGUCACAUUUUAUCUUCAAAAUGGAAUAUUCGACUCCCCAAUCUAGAGAUUUUAUUCAUGGGAGACAGUGGGAGGCUUGUUGGUAACAGUCUUUCUCAUAUCUACAUUUCCAAAAUACCUGGUUCAUGUUCUUCCAGUGGUUAUUUUUUGAGCAAGCAAAUGCCCUGUGAUCAGAAAAGUACUGUGCUAUGUUGGGUUUCAUUUUCCUUGUGACUUGCACAGCAAGUUUCUCCCACUGUUGUUUUUGACUGGCAUCUAAAUGGCACCUCUGUGCAAAGGAGGUCUCAUUUCUCCCGAGCUUGUCAUCUCCUAAGCUGCAGUAGCUUCCCCGGAGAAUAUUGGCAGCUGACAUCUCUUCAACUCUCCAAGGCCGUCUUCUUGCCUGUCCACUGUGUCUCCAGCUUUGGAGUUGCUCUGCUGGGAUUCUGCCAUCCCUCUCAUCAUGCUUUCUGUAGCAGCUCGGCUCCGUGCAAAUGGCAGCUGUGAUGAGGGAGAGGGCUUGUGGAGACUACUUUAUAUAGGAUGCUGAUACUGUGAAAGUGGAUGAUGGUAUAUAGACAAAAAUAUUGAUAUAUAUCACUAUCUUUGGAAUAAGCAAAAAGCUCUAUUUCAUUUUAAUGGUCCUUCUGUGCGUGUGGUUGUGUAGAACUGAAUCCACUGGCACUACCCCUUUCUGUUCUUGUAGCACACAGAAAGGAAUACUGGAGGCAAACAUGUAUAAUAUCUAUUUCCUCUGCCUUGAAGUGCAUUUGUUGAAUUUUGUUAAAUUUCAAUAAAAUUGUUUGUAUAUCCCAGAAUAUACCUAUAGUUGUGGUUCUGUUUGUUGUUCUGAAAUUCAGUUACUUCUGACUCUUUAUGACCAGAGGGGCAUCAUUUAAUUAAGACUGUCAGUAACUGCUUUUUUGAGUCUGCUAAACUCCAGCUUGUAUUAUCAGCAAUAGUAUAUUAGUCCCCUGCCUUCCAUUAGCCAUGGUAAUGGCCUUUUUCAUUACUGGUUGGCCAUUUGAGAUCUAAGUAAAAGUUAACUCUGGUUUCCUUGGACAUCUCUAUUCAACUGUUGAAUAGAGUGGAGCAUUGAAAGAUGCCACCACUGUAAUGCCACCGCUGCCACUUUAAAUGAUCUUGCUAAUCUUGGCACACACUGACCGUUUCUUCUCUUUGAAUUGUUGGGUUAGGUUAAAACAAAAGUUCUAGAGACAUUGAACUUAAUAUUGUAAUGGUGACAGUAAAGGAUCAGAAAGGAAAAAUUCAAGUUCAAGGUUGUGUUGUGAGAUGGUCUCUGUGUGUGUGUGUGUGUGUGUGUGUGUGUGUGUGUGUGUGCCUUUGAGUAAGUGUUGAUUCCCAGGGACUGCCUGAAUGCGUCCCUGCAGUUUUCUUGACGAGAUUUCAAAACUGGUUUGCCAUUGCCUUCUUAGGCAUGAGAGUAAGUGGCCCAAGGUUACCUAGCUGGCUUUGUACCUAAGGUAGGACUAGAAUUUAUGGUUGUCUGGUUUCUAGCCCAGUGUCAUAACCGCUACACCUAAAUGGCUCUCUAUUGUGUUUUGAAACUGAUUUUAAAAAUUCCUUGAUAAGUUAUAAACCUCUGUGCUCUGGCUUCCUAUGUAAAUCAGAGGAAGCCAAAUGUCCAAUUGCAAUAAAAAGUGAUAAAAUAUAAAUGUAUAGGAGACCAGUUACCCACAAAUACUACAUGAGUCAUCAGCAGGCCACCAACCAAAUUGAAGUCUUUCAAUACUCCACUCUAUUCAACAGUUGAAUAGAGAUAGGGCCACACAUGACAUGGGUUAAAUGCUUCAACCCAUGAGGUGGCUACAAAUUGAGGGAAAAUGUGGUACAAACCACUAUCAAUUGAUAAUCCCCUAUAACGGGAGUGUCAAACUCACGUCACAGCAGUGUCACGUGACGUAUUGGGACUUUUUUCCCCCUUUCCUAAACCAGUCAAGGAUGUGGCCAGCAUGUGACACAUCCAGCCCCGGAGUUUGACAGCCCUGCCCUAUAGAGUAUGAGAAUAUUCUGCAGACACAGGAACUAUGAAUUGUUUCAUCAUGUGGUAAAGGCACUUUUCUUGUUGCAAAAAUAGAAAUAAAUAAUUGUGUAUGUCUUUAUUGGCCAGGAACUUCCUUUAAAAGGCAGUAACUUAUGCACAAGUUUCUCUUACAAGGUGGCAUCAUUCUGUUUCACAAUAUAUUUACGUUUGUAGAACCAUUAAAAAACUUACGUAAAUCAUCCAGAUUUGGGGAGGGGGGCAGUCUCCAUGGUGCUAAAAAAUGGGGUUCUUUCUGUGUCCACCAGAUGGCAGAGUUUAGCUUCUUUUGAACAGGUCCUUCCUUCAUAUUUCAGAGGAUCAUUUAGUUUUUCAGAUUCAUUUCAGGGUUAUGAGAAGGAGUGCGGUUUGGCUCAUCUAGCUUAGACAAUGAGUGAUUUGUUCCAACUUCGUUCUGUCCUGUGAUAUUUCACCCUCUGCUGAAAGGUUUAUUUGGAGUUGCAAAAAAAGUGAGUCAAAGCCAUCUGCUUUUGGCUGUUGCCUAUAGAAUCUCACUGUGGACAUACUUCUUGGAAGUGAGUAUAGUUGUGAUCAAAAAGUGAACAGGACAGCGCUUUUAUCAAGUAAACAGGCCUUUUGAGGUGUUUCCUUAUGGAAGUUGCAAUCUCUCACUGUGAUGUCAAAUAUCAGAUGGAUUCCCUUUACGGGGAUGGAGGCCCCAUAUUCAGUUAGCUUCCAGUUACAUAGAAAAAGGCUCCUUGGCUUAAUAAAAGCUGCUGUUGCCAUACUGAAUCCAAAAUGUUACAGCAACGAUACAGGAACAAUACAGGCUCCUUAUGUCCAACAGAACAUAACAGUAUGAACUGUUGAGUCCAAGCUGAUAAGUUGACUAUCAAGUAGAAGGCAUUUGUUUUUUUGGAAAUAUAGAAAUAUAUCAGUGUUUAUGCCAAUUCCAGUUUACAUGGACAUCCUUCAACAUUUUGUUGUUGUUCUUGGUGUUUGUCCCACUGAGUUGCAGGGUCUGCUUGUUUUGCACCAAACUUUACCUAUUCACAUAGCAAAAUUAUUAAAACAGGAUGUAACCAGGGAUUUUCU
This is a messenger RNA of Ahaetulla prasina, 7036 nucleotides long. RefSeq names its product tumor suppressor 2, mitochondrial calcium regulator (gene TUSC2). Gene Ontology annotation, biological process: regulation of mitochondrial membrane potential; inflammatory response. Gene Ontology annotation, cellular component: mitochondrion. The record is from RefSeq and is a predicted model, not a curated record. The coding region runs from base 1258 to 1590 and encodes 110 amino acids. The transcript is spliced from 3 exons. NCBI's taxonomy places the organism in Eukaryota, Metazoa, Chordata, Lepidosauria, Squamata, Colubridae.